CCCCGCAACUUUUCCCUCAGUUCGUUCUCAGCGUCCAUCGCGGAGCCACGUCGCUCCGCCGCGCAACUUUACGAAACCGGUUAUUAUUUGAAAGUGCUAGGUGUGGCCUACCAGUGUUUUAUAGUGUCUGUGUUGGAUUUACUAUUAUCACAGAGUGCGCGCAGUGAGUGAGCAGGACAGCGGAACCGGUCGAAGGAUACGUUUUUUUUAAAUUGGUCUAGUUAUGCUGUGCUGAGUGAGUUUAAAAAGUUAAAGUUCCAAGAUGGCUGCUUUUCCCGCGUUUCUACUGUUGUUCGUCGCCGUCGUAUCAGGCCAAAUCCAAAUAACGCCCCGCGAAGCCGUCCGGCAAGUCGGAGAGAGCCUCGACGUGUUGUGCAAAGUCAACUACCCCAUCUCGUUCUGUCGAGUGGAGAUCGGGCGAGAGUCGUACACGAUCCCCAGCAACUCCCCCGCCCCAGGAGACCCCACCUACUACGGCAGAGGUCUACAGGAGGGUGAAUGCGGGGCCCACAUCACGAAUAUAAAAGAGGCAUGGAACGGAGAUGUGUACUGCUCGGUGCCACAACAGAUCGGCAGCCGGGAGAUCAAGCAAUCUAUGAAGCUUAUAGUUGCACGACCCCCUGGCAACCCCGAAUUGAUAGUUUCGCCGAAACAAAACGAGUUGAAAGAGGGAGAGACCAUCCGGGCGAUAUGCAGAGUGCCGCGCGGGCGCCCUGCUGCCAACAUCACCUGGCAUUUAGGUGACGAAGAAAUCCUGAACGGCCUGAAGCCCCCCGUCAUCUCCAACUCCUCGGAGCCAGGGCUGGAAGACGUGACCCAGGAGCUGAACAAGGUCCUGACGGCUGAUGAUGACAAGAAGCAGCUGGCGUGCCGCGUGUCGCACCUCGGACUCAAUAGGCCUCUGGAGGCCCGCAGGCAGCUUGAUGUGCAGUACCCUCCUCGCCGCGCCGACGGCAGCAGCGACGAACAGAUCACCAUCUUCGGCCUCAAGAUCCAAGAAGACGGUCGUCUCAACGUCACCGUCAGGUCCAACCCUGAACCCUCGGUGGAAUGGAAGGUGUCCGACGUUACCCUGGUGCCUGGGCACCCUAACAGCCAUCCGAAUGAGAACAGCGUGUGGACUGCCCUCCAUCCACUGCGAUUGCCGCAAGACGAGGUCCACGGCAGCGGCUACUACAACGUCACCCUCGUCCUGUCUCCCGUCACCAGCGAGGAUGUGGAGCGGAACUACUUCCUGACACUCUCGAACAGGCAUGGGGAGAAGCGGCUCAUGGUCAAGCUGAGCACCCUGGAGCAACCCGCUGGGAUGGAGCUGGAAGCCGGGGCGAUAGUUGGCAUUGUGGUCGGGGUCCUCAUACUACUUCUGGCCGUUUUCCUCGUGGUGUUCGCCAAGGCCACCGACAGAUGGUGCUUCGCAGGGUCGCCUCCCUUGGACGGGGACUCCGAGGCUCCGCUGCCGCCGCACGACGACGUGAAGGGCGCCGAGAACCCGACACACGACCACGAAUACAUCGGGAACGGGAACACGAAGAAACCCGACACCCCCGUCUAGGAGGCCUAGGAGGACUAGGAGACAAGAAAAGAUUUUGUUGGUUCAGUUGCUUGUAACCAAUUUAGGGCCAAUAGUAUUUUUUAAUAAAAUUCUACAUAACGAAGAAACCCGACUUAAGGAGACACGUCUAAAACUAGAGGUCUAAGUAAUUCUAGAACCUGUUUUGUUGGUUUCAAUUGCAACCAUUAAGUAAAAGUGGAACUAAAACCUUACUAUUGAAUGUUUUAGUUCCACUUUUACUUAAUGAUAAAAAAAGCAUACUUACACUUUAAAAAUUGGCCCUAAGUUUGUGAUUGGUGUCAGUGGAAUUAGUUAGCUUUCGGCUAACGAUAUAGCUUUCUUAACUUUUCCUUUUUCAAUGUCUUCGUAUUAUUUGUUUGGGUGACUAAACAUUUUGUAAAUUUUGAAUUGUAUUACUAUAAUAUACUUCGUUUUUUAGCAUUAUAAACAACUAUAGAAGGAAGCGUGCAGUUUUUAUCAGGCUCUUUAACUUUUAAUAAUAAUGGAUUUAUUUAAUGUAGCAUGGUCAAUACUUAUAAUUUACUUUAAAUUUUUACAGUAAAAAGUACCCGGUUUGGAACCACAAGCGAAGUUAUUUCUAAUGCUAAGAAAACGAAGUUUUUUUAUAGUAGGGAACGAUUAAACAUCUAAACUGUUCGUAAAAAUAACUGCAAAUAUGUGUAAGUACCUCUAAAUUCAAUAUUAUCUCUUUAGUUAUUUUUUUCCAUAAUUUCAACCCUUAACGCAUCAUUGCCAGCGCGGACUAUGUGCUACGUUAGUAGCCGAUAACACGUUUUAUCCGAUUUGUAGCAAAUAGCGCCUACGGACAGAGAACCCGCCACGCGGGUCGCUAGUAGUGUAUGUGUUAAAGUAAAUAUUUAAAUAAAGCCAUGAGCUUCGUUUAUCCAAUUCUUAAUUCUUAUUCAACUUUAAUGCACUAAAUUUAACUAUAAUUGACCAAAAAAUAUAAUUACUGUUUAAAGAUAUUUUGAUCUCGCAAGAGCGACAGUUACGAUGUAUUUUAAAUUUAAAUUUAGAUGUAUUUUACAUUUUAAUUUGAAUUUAGUUUCGUUUAGUGCCAGAUGUCUUUAGAGUUGUUACUUAUUAAUAUAUUCUAGGGUAAUAUGUAACAUUUAAAUCUGAUAAUUACUGACUUAGAUUUUUAAUAAAGAGAUUAUGCAGUUUGAAUAUUUUAAAAUUUAAUAAUUGAAUACAGUUUUAAAUUUAUUAUAAGUGUUUAUAUUUAAGCCUGAUCACAUUUUUGUAACUUAAGAAGAAAAAACUAGUUUAUUUUGUAGUAACAAUUCGGCAAUUUUUUUUAUUACACGAUUUAUUUUAUGUAACAACAUGACAUUAAUAUCUCAAUAAUAGUAAACAACGAAAAAUAAUCCCAUCGUAUAUAUGAUUAAGUAAAAUAAAUAAAGUUAAUAGGAAUAGUGUAAAGAAAUACAAAAAAAAUCUUUAAGUUUUAAAUAGGACAUAUUCGCUUAUAGUUUUUUUGCUGAGGAUUUCAUUUUAUGCAAGUUUUUACUUGCCCGACAGAUACAUUCUUAAAGUAAUCUAUUAAUAGUUUAAGUAUUAUGUUCGUACCACCAUUUUUAUGAAAUGUUUUGUACAUAAAUCGUAGUAAAAUAAACUCCAUUUGUACUUUAUACCUUUUUAAGCUUUUUAUCAUCUAUCUUUAGCUGUUUGAGUUUUUAGAUGGUGGGCAAGCAAACUGUCAAAUUUAUUUCUUUUAAUAUAAUGCUACAGAUGUAGUGCAUAAUUAUUUUCCAUCGUAUUUUUAAGGAAACGUACGAACGUGUCUUGCUAUUUCAGUCAGUCUCGGUACAAAAAGUACCGAGAUUGACUGAAGUAGCAUGACAAAUACAAAAGUUUCCGAGAAAAUAAGAUGGGAAACAAUUAUGCACUGCAUCUGUAAUAUCAAUUAUUGACUUUAUACUGUAGGUUACAUAUACGUUCACUUACUUAUAAUUAAUAUCUACCAUUGAAAAUUUAAAACAGUUUGCCUACACACUAGAAAAAAAAUCGUAAACUUUUGUAAAGAGUUUUUUGAAAAUUUAACUUUCACCACUUUUUUAUACUUAAGUAUAUUGAUUGUAACAUAUUGGUUAAAUACUUGCGUGCCUCUAGCAAUGAUUUUUGACUCAAUUUUGGUACAGAUCUUUACAUAGGUGUGUUAUAAAUAUUUAACGUAGUGGUUAAUAAACAUUUUAUAAAGUACAUAUACAUGACAAUUUUAAUCGUAAUGUAUUUGAAAUAAACAAAUUUUGUCCUUUUAUGACUGACUUCGUUGAAUGUUAAAAAAUAUAUACUUAAUACUAUAUAAAGUAUUUUGUUAUUAUAUAACGAAAUAAAAUAUAUAUAAUUGUAUAAUACGUUAAUAUAGAGCUUUUCAAUAAUUAAUGAAUUUACAGUAAAAAGAUCGCUAGAGGCGCGCAGCGGCAGCCAUUUUGUAUUUUUACAUCUUAAGUUAGCGCGAUAAGUCACCUCCAUUGUGAUUUAAUAGUAUUUCGAUUAAGGAUUUAUUUUUGUACCAGUUUAGUUUUAAUAAUUAGCUUUUGCAAACUUACGGAAGCCAAUCUCUGUACCAUCACACUGUUAACUAGCAAGUCGUCAAUCUUAUUACAAUGAUAUAAGGUACACAGUUGAUCAAUUAAUAGUGUCGCUGUAAUACCUCUCGCGUGGUAUUGGACCUAACGAUGGUCCCUAUGACAGUUCCUUGAAGUCUCUUUUGGUUGGGCUUAAUUUAAAGAAAUAUUGAAGAAAUAUGCUUUUAUCAUAUUUUUAUUAUUUUACAUUUCUAAAUAAAUGUGCUUAACCUUUAACUUUGAAGUUUAAAAAUGAGCUGUCAUAAUCAUUCGAUGCGAGAGGAGCAUAGUUAUUUAUAGUCUUAAAUAUCGACCCGGACAAGGAACAGAAAUAUGUGAACACUAAAUAAUAUACAUAUUUAUGACCUUGACUGUGUAUCAAUGUUGCAGAGAGACAAUUUUGUUAUCUACUAAAUACUCUAAAUGGGCAGAAAAAUAUAAUAGUACCCUGUUCCGAUGAAUCUCAUAUACCUACCUUUAAUAUUUGACCUUCAAAUAGCGACUUUUAAAUAGAAAUUGUCAUUUGCCAUCCUGUCAAAGUUAACAACAUCGCAAGUUUUCUGUUAAAAAGUAGCUUUUUGGAGCUCUGUUUAUAAUAUUUAGAUUGAAUUAAACCAACAGGAUUUAAUUUCACGGCAUUUGUAAAUAAUUAUGAGCAGAUCUAAUUUCAGUACAUUUUUCGCAUUAAAAUGGACACGAUAAACACUUUCUGUCAAAUUGUCAAUUAUGUAAACCUCCGAACACUGCCGUUUGACACUUUUGCAAAAAAGCUAGCUUCUCUAAGCUCAAUAUUCCUUAGCUUCGUAUCUGGUAAUAGGCAUUUUGACAAUUUUUAAAUAGAUAUAUUUAAUACGCGACUCGUCUGGACGCCACUGUGCAAUUAAUAAAUAACAUGAUUACUAUUUAAUAAUAAUUAUUAAAUCACGCUGUUAGUGUGAUGGGGACCUUUGGACCCGGCAUGGCUCAGAACGGGUUUUAGUUUCAAGUUUUGUACAUUUUGUAAUAAUAUUACAUAUUAAAUUCUUACAUGAUUUAAAUUUUUUGUGAUGGGGUUGGGGAGGACUGUUAAUUUGAUUGUCUCUGGCAUUGUCGAAUUACGUUAAAAAAUGUUACCAUUUACAAACAAUUUUUCUGAACUUGUUCUUUGCAAGGCGUAUUUUAUUACACGGUCUAAAAUUAACUAUCUAUUAUAUUAACUAAGGUUACUGAAUUAAUUCAGAAUAUUGUUUUUUUGUCUGUGGCACAUGGUGGUUCGUACAAAAAACCAGAUACCAUAGACAAAAAUUGGGAAAACCGAAAUUCGCAAAUUCCAGGAAUCUUUCUCUUUUACUCCAAUGAAAGCGUAAUUAGAGUGACUUAGAAAGAAGCCCGCAAUUUCCGAACUUUGAUUUUCGCGGUUAGAGCUCUGAAUUCAUUCAAUGCCAUAGAUAUUACGAUUUUUAAUUUAAAACAGCCAUGAGUUCAAAAGUUCAUGUGAUAGUCAAAAAGUUAUCAUUAAAGUUCCAACUAUUUUGAUUACAUUUUGUAAUCAAACAUUUUUUAAAUUGUAAAGGGGUGUUCAGACGCGUCGUAAGAACGUUCACAUUGUAAAGACUAUACCGUUAGAAUGUAUGAAUAAUCAUCGGUGUUUACGAUCCAUAUUUAAACGAUACGAUGAAUAUAAAGUAUUUAUUAAAGUAA
Molecule: messenger RNA, 5823 nt
Organism: Cydia fagiglandana
Lineage: Eukaryota; Metazoa; Arthropoda; Insecta; Lepidoptera; Tortricidae
Gene: Fas3
Product: fasciclin-3-like
Exons: 11
Coding region: 263-1552 (429 amino acids)
Biological process (GO): cell-cell adhesion
Cellular component (GO): plasma membrane; cell-cell junction
Molecular function (GO): cell adhesion molecule binding
Source: RefSeq, a predicted model, not a curated record